Molecule: messenger RNA, 6671 nt
Organism: Oncorhynchus kisutch (coho salmon)
Lineage: Eukaryota; Metazoa; Chordata; Actinopteri; Salmoniformes; Salmonidae
Product: claspin
Exons: 24
Coding region: 239-4207 (1322 amino acids)
Biological process (GO): mitotic G2 DNA damage checkpoint signaling; activation of protein kinase activity; mitotic DNA replication checkpoint signaling
Molecular function (GO): anaphase-promoting complex binding
Source: RefSeq, a predicted model, not a curated record
AUAAAAAAAUUAAAUAAAUUCAGAACAAGAACAAGCGGGAGCGAGCGAGAGAGAGAAAAAGGUACCUAGCUAGCUAAAUUCGAAUCAAUAAACAAUUUAAUAACAUUAGCCAUACAACAUUUUACACUGAUAUUUGUGCUUUAUGUUUGGAAAUAAUUUAAAACGGUACAGAAGUUUUGGUUUCCCGAUUUUAAUGAAGCUUCACUGCGAAUACACAUAAUUGGCGAAUAAAGUCAAGAUGUGUGGUGGUCCAUCAACAACAGCUGAGAGAGAAGGCCGCAAGCACCACAGCCAUUUCGGCGACCCAACAUUGAACAGAAAUGCAGUGGAGCUCCCUGCUGAGGUCUCAGUAGCGGAGAGCGAUUCAGACAGCGGGAUGGGCUCACCAGUGGAGGAGAUGCAGAUGGCUUCUGAGAUGAUUAGCAAUACUGUUGACCUGCAAGAUUCGGAUGAUGACAUGACAGUAAACAGGCGGUCCCGUUGUCGUAAGGCCUUGAGAGACAGUGACUGCGAGGAGGAGGUGCAUGAGAUGGCAGAGGCUCUGGUCCUAUCAGCAUCCAGUGGAGAUGAGAUGGAGACUGCUGAGGAAGAGGUCAAAAGGGCUAAAUUAGAGAGCAAGAAGAUGUCCCGGAUAGCCCCUGUCGACAGUGAUGAAAGCACGACAGAGUGUGAGGAAGAGCUGGUAAGAAAUCCUGUGAAACCGAAGAAGGAAGGGAAGAAAAGGGAGAAUAGCCAGCGACACCAAGAGAAGAAAGAAAAGAACAGCAAGGCUCUGGAGCGGCAGAAGAAGAGAGGGAGAAUUGAGGAGGAGACCCCUUUGCCCUGUACUCUGAAUGACAGCGGUUGUCUCCUUGUUAACAAUGACCUGUAUGAUGCUGGUCUGGAUGAUGAAGAGGAAGAGUCUCUGGAUGCCAUCAGAGCAGCAGUAAAACAAAAAGCCAAGAUGCACAAAGAGCCUUUAUUUGACGAUGAGGAGGGGGAUGAAGAGGCUGGACCGAAACAGCGUCCCCAGGAAAGGAAGGCAGCUCGAGCCGGCAAAGAGGCCAUGAAGCAGCUGCACAGUGAGACCCAGAGGCUUGUCCGUGAAUCCACAUGCGGGCUGCCCUAUCACAUGCCUGAGCCCAAGAGCAUCGACCAGUUCUUCAAGAGGAGAGCCCGACCUGAAGGUUCUGCUAUGGCACUACUCAAGUCUGCCAAGUAUCAGGACUUGAUAAAGGAGGCAACCCCACCACCUCCCCUUGAUCCACCCAAGGAGCCCCAACAGCCCCCAGACUCCCUGGACCCACACUCGACCCAGGCGCUUCCCCAGCUACCGGCCACCACCUCCACACACCAGGAGAACCAGAGCAGGGCAGGUGAGACCUCUUCAACCCCGGAUUCCGACGACGAUGAAUCCCCACUACCUGAACUGGCUGCCAUUAUGCAGGGGGCCAAUAUUUUUUUACGUUUGGAUAGUGCUGAAAUGACAUCACCAGAAUUUAUGGAGGCUGAACCACGAGAGCAGAACCAGGCAGAGGCCUCUGUCUCCCAAGCCCAAGAGAUGGAGGCGAAAGCAGGGGAUGUGGAUGUAACUCAGCCCCUACCUGCUCCCGCCAGUGUGGAGCCCGUAGCUCCACCAGUCCCCAAACCCAAGAAGGACAGGCUUGCCAGACUGAGGGAGUUGGGGGUAGAGCCUCCGCCGGUCUCCAAACUGUGUGCUGACGAUGGGUCCUUCGAUCUGGAGCCCCCUCAGGUUAACCCAGGCGUGGAGGCGCUGAAGGAGCGGUACCUACGCCACGUCCAGCCCGUGGCCCGGCCCAGAGGGGAACGCACUGUGCAGCUCAGCGUCAUCCGUAAAGACUGCAGCGAGGAGCUCCACCAAGACUUUGUAACCACCACCAUCAAGGAAGGGGAGGAGGAGGCCGCACACACCGCGCCUGGUGAGAAGCUGACCAACCUGAAGACCCGUCUGCAGCAAGCCAUGGCCGUAAAGAGACAGGAGGAUAGAGAACGGAAGGCUGCCCUCUAUCGCCUAGACAACGAGGACUGUGGCGAGGAGGAAGAGGAAAUGACGGAUUCCGAGGGGGAAGAGGGUGUAGAUGAGCUACUGGGGGAUGGCGAGGAAGAGGAUCAGGAUGAAGAUGAGGGCAGUGUGGCCCAGAGGAGUGUAAGGAGCACAUCCCCGUCAAGUUUAAAGUGUCCCUCUCCACCACCAGAUCUGCCCAACACAGAAGGAACCCUCAUGCUGUUUGCCAACAGCUCCUGCUCGCGCACCGGAGAUGGUGUAAAGAGGACAGAGCCUGGUGGUCAAGACAGUUACACAAAGAUGGAGGAGGAAGAUUCUCUGUCCCUGGCCAAGGACAACAGUCACAACAGUAGUUUUGAGCUGCAGGGCUCCAUGCUGCCGUCCUACCAGCCUGUCAACCGCAGCACCACAGGAGGCAGGGGUCUGUCAGCCAGCACCUUCCGCUCCCCCUCACCCUGCUUCUUUCGACCCAGCUUCCUGGGAUCUGCCUCCAAGAGUUCAGGCAAACUCUCCGAGCCCUCCCUCUCGCUGCCCGUGGAGGACUCCCAGGACCUGUACACUCCCCACUCCCCCGGCGAGUCUUCUGGACCCCUGGGGGCCCCGUCUCAGGGAUGCUUCUCUGUGGAGGAGGACUCCCAGCUCCUGGAUGCGGACGGCUUCCUCAAUGUGGGGCCCCGCACCGGCCCCCCGCGCUCCCACAAGAGACAGCUCCUACUCGACAGCCUCGAUGAGAACGCUAUGGAUGCUAACAUGGGGGAGCUGUUAGGAAUGUGCUCUGGGGGGUUCGGGACGGCCAGAGAGGGCAGCGUGGGGUGUCUUGGGGCCUCACAGGAAUUGUUAGGGCUGUGUUCGGGAGUGUUCCCUACCACACAGAAGGGGGGAGUGAAAGAGAGGAAGCGAGAGGGAGGGCUAGGGGCAACGCAAGAGGAUGAGCUGCUGGGGCUCUGUUCGGGAGUGUUCACUAGCGCACAGGCUGAAAGGGAGAAGGAAGGAGCGGAAGGGAGGAAGAGGGAGGAGGAGAAGAUGGAGUUGGAAAUGGACCGAGACAAUGACAUGGAUCAGCUGCUCGGCCUCUGCUCUGGGAAGUUUACUACUCAAGGUGUCUCCCCCUUGCGAUCCAACUCGAGCCCCACCCCACACUCUUCAACCGCUGAAGACGGUAGUAAGAAGCGGGUGGAGGAGGAGGAAGAGGAUUGCGAGUUUCGGCUUCUGUCAGACGAGAGCCAGAGUGAGCAACAGGACGAUGAGGAGGAUGGAGAGAACGAGGUAGAAGAGGAGAGGGAGGCUGUGUUUGCACCCCAUCAAGGAAAGAAGAAAAUGCGCAUAACAGAGUUUGUGGACUCUGAGGCUGAGCUCUCGGGUAGUGACGUGGGCAGUGAGGAUGAGGAUGACGGUGAGAAUGAAUAUGAGGAAGAGGAGCUGCUGGACGAACUGCCUUCUGAUGAAGAGCUGCAGGACCAGGUCAACAAGAUCCACAUGAAACAGGUCCUUGACGACGACAAGCGGAGACUGAGGCUGUACCAGGAGCGUUACCUCGCCGACGGGGACCUGCACUCAGACGGCCCGGGCCGAGCUCGCCGCUUCCGCUGGAAGAACAUCGAUGAUGGCUUUGACAUGGAUGGCAUGGGGGUGGAGGGGGAGGAAGAGGAGGAGGAGGAAGAGCUGGACCAGGCAGAGCUGCAGAGGCGGAAAGAGAGGCUGGAAAGGGAGCACUGGCUACGAGAACAGGCCGACGCUAAGGCCAAGAAAGAGGAGGACGAGGAAGAGGGGGACCAAAUUGGAGAGGAGGACAGCCAGUUCAUGAAGCUCGCCAAGAAACUAACUGCCAAGAAACUACAGAAGAAAGAGCUGCCUCUUGCACCCCAGGUGGAGAGAACCCCAGUUCAGAACCCCUUCCAGAGACCCUCUCAACCCACCAUGGUGAAGAGGGGCUCGUUGCUCAGCCAGCCCCCCUCCGUGCUGCAGAAGCUGGCCUGCAUCUCUGAGGGGAACCCUCUAGCCCCGCGCAACACCCGAGGGUUUGUCUUCCAAAGCCUGUCACCAGAGAAAGAGGCCUCUGCUGCGGAGGCCCCUAAAAAACAGAUGAAGAAGCGGGGACAAAUAGAGGUUUUGGCCCCGGCUGCUAAGCGGCCAUGUCGGGGAAAAGAGACACCAGCAGCGAAAGGACCCCAAAGAAGUAUCUUCUGUUACCUGGAGAACUGAGGUGCCCAACAUUGUGCCUGUUGUGCCAAUCACAUUCACAACACCCGGAGUGUGUGCUACCACAACAUUCACACUUUCUCCCAGGGCCACAUUGGCUCUUUUGGACAGCACUUGACUGACUUUGUCCUGAAUUAUUAUUAAUUUUAUAUCAUGUAAAUAGAAUGGGUUAGAUGUUUUAUUUUUUUUGGGGGGGGGGGGGUGUAAUUAAAUGUAUUUUAAGUUUAUGAAAUUAAAUCAUAUUUUAACACAUGCUUUUUUCUUUCUCUCUUUUACUCAGACAGGUUUCUUGUAGGUGAAUAGAAGUACAAUGCCUUUAGAACGUUUUCAUACCCCUUGACUUAUUCCACAUUUUGUUUUUAGUGAGGGGGGGGGGGGGGGGGAAAUCUCACCCAUCUACACCCACUACACCAUAAUGACAAGGUGAAAACAGUGUUUGCUAAUUUAUUAGAAAAUGAAAUGCGGUUCUCAUUUACAUAUGUUUUCACACCCCUGAGUCAAUACAUGUUAGAAUCACUUUGGCAGCAAUUAUACUGUAACUGUCUUUCUGGGCAAGUUUUUAAGAGCUUUCUACACCUGGAUUAUACAAUAUUUUCCAAUUUUCAUAAUUCUUCAAGCUCUGUCAAAUUGGUUGUUGAUCAUAACUAGGCAACUGUUUUCAUGUCUUGCCCAAGAUUUUCAAGCCGAUUUAAGUCAAAACUGUAGAUCGGCCCAUCGGGAACAUUCAUGGCCUUCAUGGUAAGCUAUUCCAGUGUAGAUUUGGCCUUGUGUUUUAGAGUAUUGUCCUACUGAAAGGUGAAUUCAUCUCCCAGUGUCUGGUGUAAGCAGACUGAACCGGGUUUUGCACUAGGAUUUUUCCUUUGCUUAGCUCUAUUCCUGAAAAACACCCCAGUCCUUAACAAUGACAAGCAUAACCAUAACAUGAUGCAGCCACCACUAUGCUUGAAAAUAUGGACAGUGGUACUUUGUAAUGUUUGGUGCAAAUCCAAAACACUUGGUUUUCAGGAAUAAAUUCUGCCCAAAUCUUGCUGUUUUGAAUUGUUGCAAUCAGGAUGCAUGUUUUUGUAUUUUUUAAAUUCCGUACAGGUUUCCUUUUCACUCUGUCAUUUAGGUUAAUGUUGUGGCUGAACCACAAUGUUGAUCCAUCCUUAGUUUUCUCAUCACAGCCAUUAAUUGUUUUAGUCACUAUUGGACUCAUGUUGAAAUCCUUAAACGUUAUCCUUCCUCUCCGACAACUGAGUUAGGACACGUAUCUUUCUAGUGAAUGGGUGUAUUGAUACACCAUCCAAAGUGUAAUUAAUAAUGUCACCAUGCUCAAACAGCUAUUCAGUGUCUAUUUUUUUUAAAAGUUUUUAUCAAUAGGUUCCCUUUUUUUGCAAGUCAUUCGAAAACCAUCCUGGUCUUUGUGGUUAAAUGUUUUUGAAAUCCACUGCUCUACUGGGGUACAGGGAUGAGGUCAUUCAACAACCAUGUUCAACACUGCCUGCACACAAUAAGUCCAUAGAACGUUAUGUGACUAAAGAAUGUUUACUUCUGAAUGCCAGGCUUGCCGUGACAAAGGGGUUGAAUACUUAUUGGCUCAAGACAUUCCAGCUUUUUUUCAUUCGCAAUUCUUUGCUGACAUUGGGGUACAGUGGUGGAAAAGUAAAGAUACCUUUUUAAUACACUGAACAAAAAUAUAAACGCAACCAUUUUGAUGAUUUGACUGAGUUACAAUUCAUAAGGAAAUCAGUCAAUUGAAAUAAAUUUGUCAGGCCCUAAUCUAUAGAUUUUUACAUGACUGGGAAUACAAAUAUGCAUAUGUUGGUCACAGAUACCUUUUUUUAAAUGUCUGUGUGUAUAUAUAUAUAUGUAUGUAUAUGUAUAUGUAUAUAUAUAUAUAUAUAUUUAAAAAAAAUUGAAAGGGGUGUGGAUCUGAACCAUUCAGUGUCUGGUAUGACAAUAGCACCGCCCUCGUCGCAUGGCACUACAGAGGGAUGUGAGGACAGCCCAGUACAUUACUGGGCCGAGCCCCCUGCCAUCCAGAACCUAUAUCAGGCGGUGCGAAAAGAAGGCCCGGGGAAAUCGUCCAAGACCCCCACCCAAGCCAUAGACUAUUUUCUCUGCUGCCGCACGUGAAGAGGUACCGCUGCAUCAAGUGUGACACCAACGGGCUCUUGAACAGCUUCUAUCCCCAAGCAACACAACUUAUUAAUAGCUACACGGACUGAGUUUACCUUCUAUCGUUAUUGACCUUUUGUUUCUAUGCACACACAAACACAAUCAGUUGCUCACUCAAACAAAAUAUGCACAUUUUGUGCAGGUGUGUAGUCAGUAUAAAUGUAUGUAGUUCUGUCCUUGAGCUGUUCUUGUCUACUGAUGUUCCGUAUUGUCAUUCUGUAUUAUGUUAUGUGUGGACCCCAGGAAGAGGAGCUGCUGCUUUUGCAACAGCUAAUGGGGACCCUAAUAAAAUACCACUUGCACACAA